AUGCAACUCAGUCCCUUACAGUCGCGGCUGGCUGCGUCUGUGAUAGCCUCCUGUCUCUUACUCGUCAUAUACUUGCUCCUCUUCUCUCCGCAAUUUGCUCUGGCUGCCGACCUCAGCCAACUCACCAGCAACCAUGCACCCGAUGGAUGGUCCUACGAGCCACAGGAUGGCGAAGAAGCACUCGAAUCGCUCGACCUCCGAAGUCCAAUGUAUGAACCAGACUUUUCGCUCUUCGACCGAAGCAUCACAGGGAGGGUUGCGGAUGGUGUAACCUCGCUCGGCGAUAACGAUGCGCAGAAGAGCAAUCUCGAUCCCGAAACCACGAUGCGAUACGUCUUUCAAGUUGCUUCAGCAACCAAGAGGUCAACGGGGGACUCGGACAGGUCACCAGAACUUCGGAGGAGUGUUAAUGUGUCCCUAAGGACGGCUGAAGACGGCGACGCCACUGAUGACCUUGUAGUCAACUCCGAACAUGCCCGUCGCCAGCAAUCGUCAACCACCCUAUGGAUAUCAGCAAACACCUGCGAUCAGCCAGAUCGUAGUUCGCCCACCCAGACAACGAUGGACCCUCCGCAGCUCACUCUGUAUGUGUCGACCGCUGAUGAUAACACCGAUCCCGGACCGGGGAAGCCCGAUGAAAAGCAGGACACCAUCGUAUUCACAGAAGGAGCUGUUAUGUACAAUACAUCAUUGGAUCGUGAUGUGUACUUUAGUGUCUCUGCUCCAUCAGUCUCUGACCAACUUUUCACUACCACCAGGCCAUACAACUUCGAAAUUGCUGCGUCCACGAACGGAUCCUAUCACGCGUAUGACGAAGUCUCUGAACCCAAUCUUGUUUGGGUUGACAGUGAUGCGGCGUCUACUCUCUUGACCACUCGCAAUCUGACCAGCACUCCGGAUCAGGUCAUCACCACAACACCAUACGUCAUGUUCGCUCAGAAUAAAGAUAACGUGAACAUCAACGGCAUCCGAAACUCGUAUUGCGGCUUGAGCAACUGGGCUCAAAUCCGCUUACUGGAUGAUGGAGCGAGUCAGCAGAUAUCGAUUGGACUGAAGAAAGGAGGGACCAACUUGACCACGGAACAAUUCUAUGUCACCGGCCUCAAUGCGAGUUCUCAGUACUCGGGCAUUGUGGCAAAAGUCCCCAGUGCAGAUACCCAGAAGAGACAAGCCGAUGCGUCCGAGGGCGGUACGGUUGUGUAUAGGGCUGUCGAUUUUGAGACGAAACCUGAUGGCGCCUGUACAUUCGUUUUCAACUUGACCUUGUGCGACGAGACCCAAUACGCCGUUCCUGGGAACUCUGCCAUCUUCCCCAAUGGCACAGCGCUUGCGGCGUUCUACCAAAACUACACACAAACUAUGUACGACAACUUUGACAAGUCCCUACAGCAGGUGCCUUGCCAGGCUGGGGCAACACAGCGCUAUUCGCUAGUGAGAGACUGCGAUGACUGCAAGACCGCCUACAAGAACUGGCUCUGUUCGGUUGCAAUACCACGCUGCGAGGAUUUCUCAGCACCGGACACGAAUUACCUCCAAAUGCGCAACAUCAAUGCGCCAUUCCCGAAUGGAUCGUUCGUCGACGAGGAAAUCAGGGGCAUGUUUGGUGAGCGCAAAGCCUUCAACAUGUCCCGUAAUACACAAAUAGAUGAGACGGUACAACCUGGACCGUACAAGGAACUGUUGCCUUGUGACGACUUAUGCUAUCAAAUAAUACAGAGCUGCCCGGCAUCUUUGGGCUUUGGAUGUCCAUUACCUAACGCUGUCUUCAGCUUCAAUACCAGUUACGCCAUACGAGACCCCGGGAACGAGUUAUCCUGCAACUAUCCCGGAUCAGCUCAUUAUCCCAGCCAGGCGAAUGUGAUGGCAGUGCCUUGGAUCGCCAUGGCUGGACUCAUGAGUGCUAUCCUGGUACUUGGUUCAUAG
Anthostomella pinea is the source of this 1923-nucleotide messenger RNA. The record is from the annotation of a GenBank genome assembly. Lineage: Eukaryota; Fungi; Ascomycota; Sordariomycetes; Xylariales; Xylariaceae.